This is a messenger RNA of Eucalyptus grandis, 1451 nucleotides long. Its product is annotated as protein JINGUBANG. Lineage: Eukaryota; Viridiplantae; Streptophyta; Magnoliopsida; Myrtales; Myrtaceae. The coding region runs from base 51 to 1334 and encodes 427 amino acids. The transcript has 2 exons. The record is from RefSeq and is a predicted model, not a curated record. Gene Ontology annotation, molecular function: protein binding.
CUCCCUCCCUCCCUCUCUCUCUCUCUCUCUCUACGGUAAGAAAGAACAACAUGGGAAUUCUUCCGUGUCCCUUGCCCUGCAGCUCCGACGCCACCAUCUCUUCCGAGCAUCAGUCUUCCCACUACCGUCACCUUCAAUCCGAAUCCUCAAGUUCCCUCGCCUCCCAAUCCAGCCUUCCCUCCGUCCCUUCCCUGACCCCUCAACAAUCCCAACCCUUCGACCUAUCUCCGACUCCCGUCCACCACUGUUGCGUCGCCACUCUCUCCGCCCCCUCCUCCUACGUCUCCUCCCUCGCCCUCGCCGGCAAGUUCCUCUACAGCGGCUCCUCUGACGGCGAGGUGAGGGCGUGGGACCGAAGCCUGCCCGGAUCCGAUGCAGGGCUCGCGGCGCUGGCCGCCGUCAGCACCAGCGCUGUAAAGAGCGUGGUUGCGCGCGGGGACAGGCUCUUCACCGCCCACCAGGACCAGAAGAUACGGGUGUGGAAGAUCGAGGCCGACGGGAGGUACAGGCUCGUGACCUCGCUGCCCACGUUGGCCGAUCGCUUCGCGAGGCUAUUCUCGCCGAAGAACUACGUGGAAGUGCGGCGGCACAAGAAGCGCACGUGGGUCCACCACGUCGACGCCGUGUCGUCGCUCGCGCUGGCCCAUGACGGCUCGGUGCUGUACUCGGCCUCGUGGGACCGGUCGUUCAAGGUCUGGCGGGUGUCCGACUUCCGGUGCAUGGAGUCGGUGGACAGGGCGCACGAUGACGCCAUCAACGCCGUCGUCGUGUCCCGCGACGGCCAUGUCUACACGUGCUCCGCCGACAGGAAGAUCAAGGUGUGGAAGAAGGAGGGUCACCAGAGAAAGCACGCGUUGGUCGCGACUCUAGAACGGCACAGGUCCGCGGUCAACGCUCUGGCGUUGAGCGAGGACGGAUGCAUCCUCUACUCGGGUGCCUGCGACAGGUCGAUCCUCGUUUGGGAGAAGGUCCAAGACGGAGGGCGGAACAGAGGAUCAGAGGGCGGCAGCAGCGGGGAGGGCGAGCACUACAUGGUGGUGGUGGGGGCGCUGCGAGGGCACAGCAAGGCCAUUCUGUGCGUCGCGGUGGUGGGGGACGUGGUGUGCAGCGGGUCGGCGGACCACACGGUGAGGGUGUGGCGGAGGAUGGGAGAAGAUCGGAGCUACUCCUGCUUGGCGGUGUGCGAGGGACACGCGAAGCCGGUGAAGUGUUUGGCCGCGGCCGCCGACGCGGACGGCGGCGAGGGCAGUGGGAGCGGGACCAGAUAUCUGGUCUACAGCGGCGGACUGGAUUGUAAGAUCAAAGUAUGGAGAAUUUGCUUUGGUAAAGAGUAGGUGGGGGAGGGUCAAGUUGGACAUUUCCACCCGCUCAUCGUAUUUCUUUCUUUUGUUGACAGGUUUGUUUGUUUUGGCGAUUUGUACAUAAGCAAAAUGAGUGUUUCUUUUCCAGAA